This is a messenger RNA of Didymodactylos carnosus, 447 nucleotides long. The record is from the annotation of a GenBank genome assembly. NCBI's taxonomy places the organism in Eukaryota, Metazoa, Rotifera, Eurotatoria, Philodinida, Philodinidae.
AUGGCUGCUAUUGCUGAAAUAAUCGAUACAAAUUAUAUUGUGGAUAAAUCUGGAAAUCAAAUUGAUUUAAAAGCAACAUGUACAGGAAAAACUGUUGGACUUUACUUCAGUGGACAUUGGUGUCCACCAUGUGAAGAUUUUACAAAAUCCUUGAUUGAUUUUUAUCAAAAAUAUUCGAAUAAAAAACAAUUUCAAGUCAUAUUUAUUAGUUCAGAUCGAAAUGAAAUUGAAUUUAGACGUUAUUCAUCGUCAAUGCCAUGGUUAAUUCUCAAAUAUUCUGAGCGUACAAAAAAACAAGAAUUAGUUCAAAAAUUUAAAAUUGAUGGUAUUCCUCAUUUACUUUUAAUGAAUGCGGACACGGGAGAAAUUUUAUGUCAAGAUGCCAGAGAUCAAUUGCAAACAUUUGAUAAACAAGGGGAAAAUUUUCCAUGGAAUAAUAUUUAUUAA